Molecule: messenger RNA, 1058 nt
Organism: Xylaria bambusicola
Lineage: Eukaryota; Fungi; Ascomycota; Sordariomycetes; Xylariales; Xylariaceae
Exons: 5
Coding region: 213-986 (257 amino acids)
Biological process (GO): glutathione metabolic process
Cellular component (GO): peroxisome; mitochondrion
Molecular function (GO): glutathione peroxidase activity; glutathione transferase activity
Source: RefSeq, a predicted model, not a curated record
CGGCUGGAGGUGAUAUCACCGGCACUUCUACAUCCUCAGCGACCUUGUUGAGUAAUCAUACCUAGUAAGCUUCUUGAUGUGAGUUCUGUUUUGCAGCGAGAUGUAUUUUCUCAUAAUAUUCCCCUUCGGAUCAGUCACGCAAUAGGAACCUUGUCGUUGUUGCUGUUGUACAUGCCAUACAUAGCUCGCAGCCGACUACGAGAGCUGUCAUCAUGGGAGGCAAAGUAGAAUGUUAUCUCGACAUCGCGUCGUACUACUGCUAUAUCUUAUUCAUCCAGCUGCAGCAGAACAAGGAGCUAUUGAAACAGAACGAAAUCGAAAUAAUAAUCCACCCUUACAUGCUCGGUGCCAUCAACGUUGGAUCCGGCAAUCGUCCGCCAUGGACGGUCCCAGCAAAAGCGGAAUAUGGAAACCACACCACGCGGCGGGCCGCUGCUAAUGUAGGGCUGAAGAACUUGACGGUCCCAGAGGGACUGAUGGAGAAAGGCAAGACGGUAGUACCAAUACGCGCCCUAACAUAUAUAAAGUCCACAUUCGCACCAGAAGUCUUCAAGACCACAUUCGCCUAUUUCUUCCACGCUUUCUGGACCCUUGAAAAAAUCCCAAUCACUCCCCCGGUGUUGAAGGAGGUCUUAUCCGAGGUGCCCCUGCGCUUCCACCUCGACUGCUUCAACUCCCCUUCCUCACCGUCUCACUCACCCGUAUCUAGUUCCUAUUCCUCCCCCGAGAAACUCUUCACUCCUGAACAAGUCGACCAGAUCAUGCACGGCAUCGGCACGGAAGCAGUGAAGACCGAGGUGAAGGGAAGGGUCGACGAGGCCCUGGCGCGCGGCGCAUUUGGAGCCCCUUGGCUCUGGGUCACGAACCACCAGGGCCUCAGUGAACCCUUCUGGGGCAGCGAUGUAUGGAACUUUGUGUACGAGUUUUUAGGGGCUCCCUAUCAGAAAAUGCAGUUGUUGCCACCGCAAAACGGCAGCAAGCUUUAGGGUUGGAUAUUCGGUACCUUGUUGAAUUAGCGCACAAACACAAAAUGAGCGAGCAGGCGUAGUGAUCCAGUA